AUGGAAAGUGAUCGUCUUUUCUUUAUUCUUUUCGGUACUCUUUAUACGAUUGUUGUCUUACUCACAGCGAUCUUUUCAUUGGUAAUGUUGACAACAAUAAUCUAUCAUUGGCAUCCACAUUGCCGAUCUACUUCGAAUCUUCUUACUUGUAAUUCUUGUGUUGCUUUUCUCUUCUUUAAUAUCACUAUUGCCAUUCAAAUACCGAAUCUUUUUCAAGCUCAACAGCAGCAACUUACUAACAAUCUGGUGACGCCAUCUUGUCGAAUUCUUGCUUUUCUAUUUCUAUUUGCUUGUAUAGUAAAAAUAUUUUCUUAUCUUAUUCAGGCUAUUUCACGUUAUUUUACUAUUAUUCUUUACAAACGUAAAAUUCUACUCACUUACCGUACAAAUAUAUUAUUAAUUCUAUUCAGUUGGAUAUGUAAUCUAGUUCUAGGCAGUUCAAUGUUCAUCUCGCCUGUUGCCUUUCAAUAUGAACCCGAAUCUUAUCUUUGUGUUUUUACGACUAAAGUAUUUCAUACAUCAUUUACUUUGAUGAUUGUUGCUUUUCUCUUGCCUGUUAAUAUUAUUGUUCUUCUCUAUGGUAUUAUACUGCGGCAUACAACACGAACUAAUGUUAUUCAUGUUGAAAAUGUUCUUAGAAACAAUAACAAACGAAAUAUCAAAGUAUUUCGUAAUAUUCUUAUGGUUGUGGUUGUGCUCAUUGUCGGUGGAACACCGAAUCUUAUCUCCAUUAUAGUCAACCGUAUUGAUCAAAUUCCAUGGCCAUUCUAUUCUAUAUCUAUCUUUUUUAUUACGCUUUCUGCUGCCGUCGAAUCAUUUGUUCUUUUCUUUACCAAUAACGAAGUAAGAACAAUUGUCUAUCGGAAACUUGGUCUUCAUCAUCCUAUCGUAAUCCGUGUAUUUAAUGUGGGAACAACGACAAAAAAUUUGACUAUUUAUAAUAACACUAACAACAUCGCCACAGCACCAGUCAUGAUGACAUAA
Molecule: messenger RNA, 984 nt
Organism: Rotaria sp. Silwood2
Lineage: Eukaryota; Metazoa; Rotifera; Eurotatoria; Philodinida; Philodinidae
Source: the annotation of a GenBank genome assembly